AUUCUUUCGUCAUCUUUGAUAUAACCUGCAUUGUCCUACAAUUUCUGUCUUAAGUAUGGUAUUCUAUCCUUUCUGCUAGAGCUUCUGACAGCUCGACAGUCCUCCAUCGGGCCUUCACGGUGGACUAUCUCAGAAAGAAUGGCGGAACCAACUGAGAAGCGAGACCCUGGCGUUCAAACGGGAGAGGAGGACGAGAAAACGGUCUCACCAGUAUCGAACAGCAUCGCGGAGGCCAGUUUCGGUGUCAAUGAGAAGGCGCUGCUGCGCAAGUUGGACCUAAGACUUCUUCCUCCGCUGACGCUGCUGUAUCUGCUUUCAUUUCUGGAUCGCAGCAAUGUUGGCAAUGCGCGUAUCGAAGGCAUGGCGACGGAUCUCAAAAUAACGGGCGACCAAUACCUCAACGGCCUGACACUAUAUUUCGUCGGAUAUGUCCUUUUCGAAGUGCCAUGCAAUAUCGUCCUGAAGAAGACGACACCGCGACUCUGGUUACCGACACUGACAUUGGUUUGGGGAAUUAUUUCGACUCUGCUGGGUGUGGUCCAGAACUACUCCGGAUACCUCAGCUCCCGCUUCUUCCUGGGUGUCGCAGAGAGUGGCUUGUUCCCCGGCGUCGUGUUUUAUCUGUCCAUGUGGUAUAAGCGGAAUGAGCAACACUAUCGCGUUGCUCUCUUCUUCUGUGCGGCCUCUUUGGCUGGAGCCUUUGGUGGAAUUCUAGCAUGGGGCAUUUCGCAUAUGCGAGGUGUGGGCGGAUACAACGGCUGGAGAUGGAUCUUCAUACUGGAAGGUCUGUUGACAGUAGUCGUCUCUGCGACUGCAUACUUUUGGAUCUACAAUUAUCCAGCAACGGCGGAGUUCCUGAGCAAGGAGGAGAGGGAGUUUAUUCAAUUUCGUCUGAAAAACGACAAUGAUGCUAUUCGGACCGAACCUUUCUCAUGGUCCGCCGUGGUGAAAGCUUUCAAAGACCCCAAAGUUUGGCUAUAUGGCCUGGCAUUCCACACAAUGUCUCUUCCACUGUACACGCUGUCUCUGUUCCUGCCUACGAUCAUCACCGAGCUCGGUUACUCUGCCGCAGAGGCUCAGCUACUUUCAGUGCCACCGUAUGCUGUUGCUUUCGUCCUCACGAUUGCGGUGGCCAUAUUAUCGGAGCGCAUACGGCGACGUGCCCCUUUUAUCAUUGGUUCCUCUGUCCUCGCGAUCAUCGGCUACAUCAUCCUUCUGGCCCAGGAUCGUGCCGGCGUAUCUUACCUGGGCACCAUCUUCGCGGCGGCUGGGAUCUACCCUGCCACAGCCAUUGUUCUGUCGUGGCCCGCGAACAAUGUAUCCGGUCAGACCAAACGAGCAAUCGCCAAUGCAAUGCAGAUUUCCAUUGGCAACUGUGGAGCUGUGCUCGGUACUCAAUUGUACCGCACGGAAACCAGCCCGCGAUUCUUCCUGGGUCACGGCUUCGCUCUCGGUUAUCUAGUUGCCAACACAGCCGUCGUCAGUAUCUUGUGGUUGGUUCUGCACAAGGAGAAUCAGAAAAAGGAAGCCGAGCGCGAGAGACGUGGUUUGGGCGUUUUACUGGGAGACAUUGGAGAUGCCGAGGGAGAGUUCCAGGGUGACGAGGAUCCCAGAUGGGUCUUUCAGACAUAAGAUCCCAGUUAUGGAUUAUCAUCUUAUUUAAGUAGUGUCAUGAAACUAAAGAUUUCAUAUAUAUCAGUGGAUAUAAGCGGAUAUAACCGGCUCUCUAUAGCCGAUAUAAUUUUUUCUGCUUAUAGAUAUUUAUAUUACAGCUUCAGUAACUGUUCUU
Molecule: messenger RNA, 1789 nt
Organism: Paecilomyces variotii
Lineage: Eukaryota; Fungi; Ascomycota; Eurotiomycetes; Eurotiales; Thermoascaceae
Product: major facilitator superfamily domain-containing protein
Exons: 6
Coding region: 139-1632 (497 amino acids)
Biological process (GO): transmembrane transport
Cellular component (GO): membrane
Molecular function (GO): transmembrane transporter activity
Source: RefSeq, a predicted model, not a curated record